Messenger RNA from Macadamia integrifolia, 1909 nucleotides. RefSeq names its product CASP-like protein 4A4. NCBI's taxonomy places the organism in Eukaryota, Viridiplantae, Streptophyta, Magnoliopsida, Proteales, Proteaceae. The transcript has 3 exons. The record is from RefSeq and is a predicted model, not a curated record. Bases 1077 to 1535 code for a protein of 152 amino acids.
UCUAUAUAUAUAUAUAUAUAUCUCCUUCUCACAUGAAAUGACCUUGAUGCCCUCCCACAUAGCAAACCGUUCUGUUGCAACCCACUGGUGUGCUCCUCUAUGUUGCUUGCUCAGUGAACCCUUUCCUUAUAUUUAUUUAUAUCUUCUCUGAAAACUUUUGAUUGGCUUAAAGUGAGAAUUUACAUUACUCACCCAAUAGGAAAGACGACCUUUCAUCAUCUAAUGAGAAAAGCUCCGAAUUAACUACAGUAACAACUAAUAAGAAAAGAGGAGCCAACUCAGCUUUAAAAAGCAAUCCCAAACCGAGAUAAGCUUUAAAAUAUAAAAAGGAAGAAAAUAAAUUUUAUAAGAGCCCACAACUUAAGUAAUUAAUAAAUCCCAAAUAAAGAAGAGUUUUCAUCAUCUAACCAAUAGGAAAGCUCCGAAUUAACCCAUUACAGUAACAACUAAUAAGAAAAGAGGAGCCAACUCAGCUUUAAAAAGCAAUCCCAAACCGAGAUAAGUUUUAAAAUAUAAUAAGGAAGAAAAUAAAUUUUAUAAGAGCCUACAACUUAAGUAAUUAAUAAAUCCCGAAUUCCAACCUGCUGUAUUGGAUUUUACGUUACAUUCUGCUAUUUAUGGAAAAACUCUGAGCUUACAAAGUUAACCUCUGCAUUUUCUUUCAUGGUGACACCACCUGGUGAUCUCACCAUGAGAGCUCCGCUCUUGUAAGUGUAUUCAUUAUAUUACUAAAAGAUUUGAAGGAUGAUUUGACUGUAUAUAAAGUACCUAGUGGUGAGCAUCUAAGAAACUACUUAUUUUGGGUUCGGGGAAAUUUCUUUGGAAAUUUUUUGAGAGUUUAAAUGGUAAGGUUUCGAUGAAAUGAAAUAGAGCCACUAUUGGUAUUCUGUUUGGAGCAAUGGCUGCAGGAUCCUCACCUCCUCGACUCUAUUCUCCAGCUCAGCCACAGUACCCAACACUGUCACCAUUCACCCCGAACUCUAUUGGCUUGACUACCCUCCAUCUCUGUAAUUUCUUCAUUCGGUCACUGGCGCUCCUCUUCUCCUUUGUCUCUGCUACCUCACUUGUUGCAUCCGAUGCCAACAAGAAGAAAGACGAUGAAAUCAGGUUUAGGUUUUUCAGUAUCCAGAAUUAAGGUGUGUGAUGCUGAUUUGGUAUAUUCUACAAUUCCUGUUUCUCUUUCUUGGUACAGCUUCGGAGUUACCAUUUUGUCAGCUAUUUACUCAGCCUCCCAACUCUAUAAAGGUGUAUAUGACAUUGUUCACAGAAGUCGUCUCAUCUCAGAUUUGGUUCCUGACUAUCUAAGCUUCAUUCUUAUGGCUUUUUGGCUGGUGGGAUUGAUGCAACAGCUGCCAUGCUACCUUCUCAUUUCAUCAUCUUCACUAUCAGUGCCGGCCAUCCUUCGGAUAGAAAGCGGUUCGCCGGUUUGGAAGGCAACCAUUGUGUCAUUGAGCAUGUCAUUCGCUGCUUUCUUAGUCUUCAUAGCUUGCAGUCUUUUGUCCGGCUACAAGCUCUGCAAGAGAAUCAUCUGGUGAAUGUGGAUUCUUAUGUUGCUUUCAAUUCAGUGAGCAUGUCAUUCGCAGCUUUCUUAAGUCUUCAUAGCUUGCAGUCUUUUGUCCGGCUACAAGCUCAAGAAAAUUAUCUGGUGAAUGUGGAUUUUUAUGUUGCUUUCAACUCAACUCGGUUCAGCUUUACCCAUCCAAGUAAUGGGUUGGCGACGUAGAUCAUUUUUCUCUUAUCAGCGUUAUACAAAGACAUGCUUGUUACCGGUUCUAAGCUAUAUAUAUAUAUAUAUAUAUAUGUCUUUCCUCACCAUUUCUCAAGGGUUCAUUGUAGGCUUACCCUUUUAGCCUUAUGUUGCUUCACAAAAAUAAAUAAAUAAGUAAAAUACUUAUGUUGAUGUUUGUUA